AUGGCACCCCUAACCCCCCACUGGCCACAGCCCUCCCACUCCAGCAUCCAAACCGUCAUCCUGCCCUCCAACCCGGAAGAUUUCACCACCAAGUCGCUCUCCAAGAUCUCGCUCCCGCCCUUCGGGCUCUUCGCUAAGCUCGAGUUCCCGCCUUGCACGAAGGCGGAUAGCCCGACGUACGCAACGGUGCAGAUGGGUGAGAAGGAGCACUUGAAUCUGAACAGCGAUUUGGUGUAUAUCAACCAUGGCUGUGAGCCGAGCUUGACAUUCGACCUCUCCCGUAUGGGCAUCUUUGCCGGACCCGGCGGCCUCUCCCCCGGCGACGAACUGACCUUCUUCUACCCGUCUACCGAAUGGGAUAUGGCACAGGGCUUCGACUGCUUUUGCGGCGCCAAGACGUGCCGCGGCUUCAUCUCCGGGGCGAAGAACAUGAGCGAGGAGCAGUUGAGCGGGUUGUGGUUGAACCCACACAUCCGCUCCCUGCGGGAAAAACACUCGUCUUCCACCUCAGGAAGCAGCAGCUCGCCAUUGCCCCUCGUCGCCAGCGGAGACGGAAAUGCAAGCAACGAGAAAGAGGGUGCGGCCAGACGAGGUGUCACCAAUCGCGAGAUGAGCGGCGAGAUGGGCGGGGAUACGAAAUAG
Molecule: messenger RNA, 642 nt
Organism: Drepanopeziza brunnea f. sp. 'multigermtubi' MB_m1
Lineage: Eukaryota; Fungi; Ascomycota; Leotiomycetes; Helotiales; Drepanopezizaceae
Source: RefSeq, a predicted model, not a curated record